AUGGCCCUCUCCUUCGCUCCCCGUCAGCUCUACUACGACGGCAAGGUGCAAGCCGCCUCGUCCGGCAAGACCUUCCAGACGGUCAACCCGGCCACCGCGACGCCGCUGGCCGACAUCCAGGUUGCCGCCCAUGCGGAUAUCGACGCUGCCAUUGCGGCUGGUGAGCGCGCAUUCCCUGCGUGGUCGCAGACUCCUGCGAUCGCUCGUGCUCGUAUCCUCCACAAGGCCGCUUCUCUUCUGCGCGAGCGCAACGAUGAGAUUGCUCGCGUCGAGACUCUCGACUCCGGCAAGGCGUACACUGAAACCAGCACUGUGGACGUUGUAACGGGAGCCGAUGUCCUGGAGUACUACGCCAACUUCAUCGGUGGUGGUGGCCUCAACGGUGAGACCACUCAGCUGCGUGAGGAUGCAUGGGUGUACACCAAGAAGGCUCCUCUGGGUGUCUGCGCCGGUAUUGGUGCUUGGAACUAUCCCAUCCAGAUCGCCCUCUGGAAGUCAGCUGCCUGUCUGGCCGCUGGUAACACCAUGGUCUACAAGCCCAGUGAAUAUACCCCGCUCCACGCCCAGACUCUCGCCGAGAUAUACACCGAAGCCGGUGUGCCCGCCGGCGUCUUCAACGUGAUCAACGGUGCCGGCGAUGUUGGGGCCUACCUGACCAGCCACCCCAGCAUCGCCAAGGUUUCCUUCACCGGUCAGGUGUCCACUGGCCAAAAAGUCGCUGGCUCUGCCACCGGUAACAUGAAGUACGUGACAAUGGAGCUGGGCGGCAAGAGCCCCCUGAUCGUGUGCCCGGACGCGGACCUGGAGAACGCGGUCGAUGGCUCCAUGAUGGCCAACUUCUACAGUACUGGUCAGGUCUGCACCAACGGUACCCGGGUCUUCGUCCCGCGUGCCAUGAAGGCCGCCUUCGAGAAGCGUCUGUUGGAGAAGAUCCCUUUCGUGCGGGCUGGCCCGCUCUUCGACGAACAGACCAACUUCGGUCCCCUGAGCUCCGCGGCCCAUCACGAGAAGGUUCUUUCUUACAUUCGUCACGGUAUCGAGACUGACCGCGCUACUCUCCUCUGCGGUGGUCCCGAGAAGCCUACCGUGCCCCAGGACCUGCAGGCCGGUUACUGGGUCAAGCCGACUAUCUUCACUGACUGCACUGACUCCAUGCGCAUUGUCAAGGAGGAGAUCUUCGGCCCUGUCAUGUCUAUCCUCUACUACGACACCGUCGAGGAGGCUGUGAAACGCGCCAACGCCACCGAGCUCGGUCUCGCUGCUGGUGUCUUCACCAAGGACCUGAACCAGGCUCACCGCGUCAUUGAUCAGUUGCAGGCUGGUAUUACCUGGGUGAACACCUGGGGUGAGAGCCCCGCCGAGAUGGCGGUCGGUGGCUGGAAGAAGAGCGGUCUGGGCGUUGAGAAUGGCCGCCGCGGUAUCGAGGCUUGGGUGCAGAACAAGAGUACCCUCGUGGACAUGAGCGGUGCCGUGGCUACGGUCUUUGCCAAGCUGUAA
Penicillium argentinense is the source of this 1497-nucleotide messenger RNA. RefSeq lists its product as uncharacterized. The transcript has 2 exons. Gene Ontology annotation, molecular function: aldehyde dehydrogenase (NAD+) activity. The record is from RefSeq and is a predicted model, not a curated record. Bases 1 to 1497 code for a protein of 498 amino acids. NCBI's taxonomy places the organism in Eukaryota, Fungi, Ascomycota, Eurotiomycetes, Eurotiales, Aspergillaceae.